Theileria equi strain WA is the source of this 729-nucleotide messenger RNA. RefSeq lists its product as hypothetical. NCBI's taxonomy places the organism in Eukaryota, Apicomplexa, Aconoidasida, Piroplasmida, Theileriidae. The record is from RefSeq and is a predicted model, not a curated record. The coding region runs from base 1 to 729 and encodes 242 amino acids. The transcript has 4 exons. Gene Ontology annotation, cellular component: membrane.
AUGAAUGGAUAUACUACAUUUAGAGAUAGGACUAAGUUCCUAGAUUUUGAGAGUCUUUUAGAUUUCUCACCCCUAACGCAGCCGCAGAAGGACCAUAUGGCGAAGGUCUAUAGCACCCUGGCCUAUUGUUCGUUGGUUACCUUUCUGUCAAUUUCUCUACCCGGGCCAUUGAGGCAAAUACCAUUCUUUAUUGGUCUUAUUGUGUUUGUAGGUUCGAUUGCGUAUAUUAUUUCGACGCCCGAGGAGAAAGCUUCCCCUAAAAGAAUUGCCGCCAUAACUCUGGUUGGAGUUGGUCAGAGUGCUCUAAUUCGUGAUUUUGUACUCUCAAGAUUCAAUAUUGCUCCAGAAGUAAUAACAACUGCACUAAUGUCAUCGAUUGGAAUGUUCGUGGCCUUUACUUUGAGCGCUCUCUCAAUGUCCUCUCGCUCCUGGUUCUUCCUUGGAGGCAUACUCGGAUCAACCAUGUCCUACAUGUUCAUGGUCUCUCUGAUGAACAUGUUCUUUAGAUCAUAUUUCGUGAAUAAUGUCCUCUGUCUCCUUAGUCUUUUGGUUCAUGCAGGAUUUGUAAUGUAUGACACUCAACUUAUACUCAAAAAGUUUGAAGCAGGAGGAAAAAAUUACAUGGCACAUGCGAUACUCUUGUACGUAGAUCUUGUAGAUUUAUUCAUUAGAGUAUGCGAUGUCUUGUAUAAAAAGGAAGAAUCCAAAAAAGAGAAACAGAAGAAAUGA